CGCGGGUUGCGGCGGCGCCGGCAGGGGGCGCGCGGCCGGGCGCAGCCGCAGUUGCUGCCGCCGCCGCCGCCGCCGUCCCGGGGCCGCCGGAGCGGCCGCACCGGGCGAUGCGAUGACAACGUCCACCCUGCAGAAAGCCAUCGACCUGGUCACCAAAGCCACCGAGGAGGACAGGGCCAAGAACUACGAGGAGGCGCUGCGGCUGUACCAGCACGCCGUGGAGUACUUCCUGCACGCCAUCAAAUAUGAGGCUCACAGCGACAAGGCCAAGGAGAGCAUCCGAGCCAAGUGCGUGCAGUACCUGGACCGGGCAGAGAAGCUGAAGGAGUACCUGCGGGGCAAGGACCGGCACGGCAAGAGGCCUGUCAGAGAAGCACAGAAUGACAACAAGGGGAGUGACAGUGACAGCGAGGGCGAGAACCCUGAGAAGAAGAAGUUGCAGGAGCAGCUGAUGGGUGCCAUCAUGAUGGAGAAGCCCAACGUGCGGUGGAGCGACGUGGCCGGGCUGGAGGGAGCCAAGGAAGCCCUGAAGGAGGCCGUGAUCCUGCCCAUCAAGUUCCCACACCUGUUCACAGGGAAGCGCACGCCCUGGCGCGGGAUCCUGCUCUUUGGGCCGCCUGGCACCGGCAAGUCCUACCUGGCCAAGGCCGUGGCCACCGAGGCCAACAACUCCACCUUCUUCUCUGUGUCAUCCUCUGACCUGACGUCGAAGUGGCUGGGGGAGAGUGAGAAGCUGGUGAAGAACCUGUUUGAGCUGGCGAGGCAGCACAAACCCUCCAUCAUCUUCAUCGAUGAGGUGGACUCGCUGUGUGGCUCCCGCAACGAGAACGAGAGUGAGGCGGCCCGGCGCAUCAAGACCGAGUUCCUGGUGCAGAUGCAAGGUGUGGGGAACAGCAGUGACGGGAUCCUGGUGCUGGGUGCCACCAACAUCCCCUGGGUGCUGGACUCGGCCAUCAGGAGAAGGUUCGAGAAGAGGAUCUACAUCCCCUUGCCCGAGGAGGCGGCGCGGGCGCAGAUGUUCCGGCUGCACCUGGGGAACACCCCGCACUCCCUGACGGACGCCAACAUCCAGGAGCUGGCCCGCAAGACCGACGGCUACUCGGGGGCCGACAUCAGCAUCAUCGUGAGGGACGCCCUGAUGCAGCCCGUGCGCAAGGUGCAAUCGGCCACACACUUCAAGAAGGUCCGUGGCCCCUCCCGCACCACCCCUGGCGCUAUCGUGGAUGAUCUCCUGACGCCGUGCUCGCCCGGGGACCCUGGGGCCGCUGAGAUGACCUGGAUGGAGGUAGCCAGUGACAAGCUGAUGGAGCCUGUUGUCUGCAUGUCAGACAUGCUGCGCUCGCUGGCCACCACCCGCCCCACCGUCAAUGCCGAGGAUCUCCUCAAAGUGAAGAAAUUCACGGAGGACUUUGGGCAGGAAGGUUGAGGGGAGCAUGGGGGCUGUGGGGUUGCUGCAGGCCCCGCUGUGUCCCCCUCCCCGGUGCCAAACCGACUGGUGUUUGCUCACUCCUGCCCCACUGCACUGCGGGGACACGGCCCGGGGGUCACACUACAGGGGGUGGGUCUGAGCAUGGCCUGGGCAGCUGGGGCCUUCCCUGGCUGCACUCCACUCUUCUUCCUGCUCUUUUUUUUAACUUAAUGCUGCUUUGGGUUCUGUCUCGUUUAUAUGAAAAUAAAAACAAUCUGAGUGCUUCA
This is a messenger RNA of Haemorhous mexicanus (house finch), 1695 nucleotides long. RefSeq names its product vacuolar protein sorting 4 homolog A (gene VPS4A). The record is from RefSeq and is a predicted model, not a curated record. The transcript is spliced from 11 exons. Gene Ontology annotation, molecular function: ATP hydrolysis activity; ATP binding. Lineage: Eukaryota; Metazoa; Chordata; Aves; Passeriformes; Fringillidae. Bases 113 to 1426 code for a protein of 437 amino acids. Gene Ontology annotation, biological process: vacuole organization; endosomal transport.